AUGGCAAGGUCGGAUAAACACGGCCUUGUUUUCGGGGGUACUGGCCUUAUUGGCUGGGGCGUCGUCAACGAGUUGCUCUCGGGUUAUCCUGAGCAGGGGGUAUUUAACAGAGUCACCGCAGUCACCAACCGUUCGCUCAAAUUGGAAGAUACAUACUGGCCAGAGGUAUUGCCAGGCUUACCCGAACUUCAGAUAUGCUCAGGAGUUGACCUCUUGAACGGAACUGGCGAAGACCUCGCGGCUACUCUAGAGAAGAGGGUGCCAGACAUCCAGGGCAUCACUCAUGUCUUCUACUUUAUCUUCACUUCUUUUUUGAAUGAUUUUGAACAAGAGUGUGCAUUGAAUUGCGGUAUAAUGCGAAAGGUGGCAGCGGCCGUAAAUAUGCUCUGUCCCAGCCUUCAGUCAUUCGUUUACUCAGGGGGCACUCGGGGAUACGGUAUCUAUAAUCCUAGCAUCAAUUUCAAAACUCCGCUCGAGGAACACAUGACCAACCAGCUUCCCGAGGAUUAUGCUAAAAUUGUGGCAUAUCCGUGGUUUAGGGAGAUACUCACCGAGGCCGCAAAAGGCCGCGGAUGGGCCUGGACGGAAGUCUGCCCUGAUGUCGUCGUUGGCUUCAGCCCGAUAGGCUCUGGGUACUCGCUCGCACUCCAUUGGGCGCAAUAUCUCUCGUUAUACGCCUUCAACCACGGCAUCUCGGGCUCAAACACUGAGAAAAGGGUAGAGAUUUCCUUUCCUGGGACCAAGGCUGGCUUCGACGCCCGAUUUACGCAGGUAUCUACUCGCAUUCUUGGACGGAUAAGUAUUUUUGCAUCUCUCAACCCAGACAAGCUCGGUGGACAGAUCAUUAAUACGCUUGAUGACCCGACCCCUACAACAUUCCGCAAGCUGUGGCCCGAGAUUGCGGGUUGGUUCGGCCUGGUAGGCGUUGGCCCUUCUGGAAACGAGGGAUCCUCGCUUACCCCAAGCGAAUACAUCGCGGAACACAAGCAUCUCUUCCAGGAACAUGAGCGUCCAAAGGGUGUCACGGCAGGAGUUGGUGCUGGUAGCAAACAGCUUGAUACAGUCGGGUACUGGCUAGAUUUCGACAGAGAGCUUAGCGCCGAUAAGCUCCGGUCUGCUGGCUUCCUUGAACAACAGUUUCCGGCUCAUUCAUGGAUAGAAGCUUUUAGGAGGCUCAGGCUUGCUGGUGUUAUCUUUUAA
Messenger RNA from Daldinia childiae, 1200 nucleotides. Its product is annotated as putative sirq protein. The record is from RefSeq and is a predicted model, not a curated record. The transcript has 3 exons. Lineage: Eukaryota; Fungi; Ascomycota; Sordariomycetes; Xylariales; Hypoxylaceae. Bases 1 to 1200 code for a protein of 399 amino acids.